GACGGUGGGGACCUGGGAGUCCCCUGGCCAGCCCGGGGUUUAACAUACCUCCUGGGUAGUAGGAACCUUAGGUCACCCUAGCCACACCAUUACCGUGUACCCUGGGCCUCACUACCCCUACCAAGUGCCACCACGACACCGUUUAUAAAGGAUUAGUGAAGGGAAAUCACGUAAACAUGGGGUUUUGGGAGGACUACGGCCGAGUGUUGGACCCAAUGGCUUGUUCCUUUGACCCUGAGAGUGGUAUUAUUGAUUGUUUAGGAGAGGAGUACAUUAGCUGUGUGGCCCAGCUGGUGGCAUGAGCACAUGAAGCCACCACUUAUGAGCAUCACAAGCCUGCCUUUGCCUCUCUGGUGUGGGUGUCACAUGCUGCUGAGGCAAGGUGUGCUGGCCUGUUUUUAGUGACCAAGGUGGCUUUGGAAAGGCAUGCAUUGAAGAACAGGAUGAAGCCAGGUGGGCUGUGCUCCCCUUCUAAUGGGAGCAACAUGCCUUCUGGAGAAGCAGUUGGUGCUGUUUCUUCCCACAAGCCACCUGAUAGCUGUGGUCAGUUCUCUAAGGCCUCCAAUACUUCCAGGGAGGGCCAUGCCUGCCUCACUCCAGACUUGUUUGAAGAACACAGCCAGGUUGUGCAUCCAAGACGUAGCCACAUCAAUGGUCUCCUCUCACGUGCAGGAUUAUCCAAUGGGGUGUAUGCAUCUCCAUACAUCCCAAACAAGGGUGUUGAUUUGCCACGCCAUGUGUUGUCACCUCCACAAAGUGAGGAUGGUGAUGAUGAAGGACCAACACCAUGCACAACUUCUUAUGGCACAUUUGCAAGAAAUUCUGGCAGUGCUGCAGGUGCUGCAGCUUCUAACACCUCUUCUCAUCCCGCCAGCCCUACCCACUCACUGCCUAAUGUCUGUGGUAAAAGUUUCAAGCAGUUGACUAUCGUUACAUCUACUCAAGAGGAGAAACCUACCACUUCACCUGAUUGCAAGACCUCUGUUGGAACAUCAAGUUUAUGCUCUUUAGGGAACUCAAUGGUUAGUCCAAGGGCAGCUCUUGGUGGGUUUGGUAUUGCACCUUUUUCUACAAAGGGUGCACCCCUUACCUCCCCUCGAAGUUCUAAAAGUCCAAAAGGCAGGAGAAGAAUUUCCCUUGAGGAAAUGGUGACAAAACUGCACACUGAGGCCAACCGAAGUGGAGCUAAGGUAGUGCAAAGCUUUUCCACACAGAAUAUUUUGAACUAUGGAAGAACACCAGAGAAAUCUGUGGAAUGCUUGCAUAAAGAUAUUUCUAGUUUAUCAACUGAAAAUAACUCUGGAAUGAAGUUUUCUGCCCAGAGUGGACAAAGCCUCCCUUAUAUAUGUGAUAAUAAUAACACUGCCAUAAUUUUAAAUGCUCAUCCGAGUAAGGAUUCUUCCAUUAAGGACAAAAAUGUUAAAAGUGAUUCAGGAAAUAUUUGCUGUGGUGAAGAUUCCUCUUCAGCAUUGUGUGAUAGAACUCCUGAAACUGUUGUGAAUCAAUCACUGGAAGAAACUGAUAAAAGCCAAAGUGCUUUACCUGAGAAUGUGUCAGAAAUACUUUCAAAUGUCAGUAAAGCCAAUGAUAGUGUUGACAAUAUCCUUGAAUCAUGUGUUGUAAAGUGUUCAAGUGUAGAAGAUGUUAGUGUUAAUGUCAUUUCAUCCUUGACUGGUAACUUACUGAAAAGUGAUAAAGAAACUAGAUUAAAGGAAUUUGGUCAAGAUGUAGUUAGAACAGAAAGGAGUGUAGGCAGCUUAGAUGUUAGUGCUGGAACAUCUAAGGAUGCUCAGAUUGAAAGUGUGCUCAACCAACAGUGUAAUCAAGGGUCUUGCAUUGCAAAGGUCUCGCAUAGUAAAAGUGAGCAGCAGCUCACCCUGGACUCAGGAAAUGUUCAUUGUGAUGUGACCUCAAGAAACUUGGAACAUGUCAAGGAAAGACAUGCAGACAGUUCAGUGCAAGUUGCAGCUAAAGUGACAGUUGAUGACAGUGUUAUAGAUUUAACAGCAGAGCCUGAAAGUGUUAGAAGUAAUAGUGUUGAACUCCUUGAGAGUGCAUGCGUUGAAUCUAGAGACAGUGAGAGUGAUAUUGAAGUAUUGUAUGAGAAAGGAAUAAGUGCUGAAAAGUGUGAGAGAUCCACAGAGAGAGAUGCAAGAACAUCUAGUGGCAGUGAUCAGCCACUAAAGGAGCUUGUGACACCAGUGGAAAGUACAAGUGAUAAAAGUGCACGAAAAUCUUGUAAAAGUGCUCAAGAAAUAAAUUUACCCAAAAGAGAUAAUGAACCAAGUGUUUCAACAUCUCUUGUGAACACAGACUGUGAAAGUGUGCAAUAUUUGGAACCAAUUUCAGAUGAUGAAAACUCCCUGCUCUGUGCUCCCUCCCUAUCUUCAGGCCUUUCCUCAGUCUCAGGUUUUCAGAGCAACUCCAAUACUCCCAUGUUCUCAGAUACUCCUUCAGAUGGAUCACAAAGAACAUUGAUGGUCAGGAUUUCUGAUGCAGUGGCUGCAAUAUUAUCAGAUGUAUCUGAUGAGAGCCUCCCAGCUUCCCCAUUGGCAAGUAAUUCAAAUUCUGUGGAUGGUUUCCAGUCUGUUUUACCAAGUGAGAAUUUAAGUGAGAAAAUUGAUAAUAUUUGUGAGAAAUUAGACAAAGAGUGUGUGAAAGGCAGCAAUGUGCAUUCUAUAGAAAACUCCAAAAAAUUGAAGAGUGAUUUGAGUUCAAAAAAUUUGAGAGAGGUUUCUAAUAGGGAUCUUGAUAAAGAAAGAACUGCUUCACAGGUUGGUACUUUAGAUAAGAGUAAAUACCUGAAGGAUGUCAAAGGUGAUGUAGUUCAACAUCCAUUAUGUUUUGAAACUAGGAAGGGUGUUUCUUGUGAAAGUAUCUUGCUAACAAAAAGUAUAUGUGAAUUGCCUUCUAGUGUUAUACCAAAUGAACCAAUCAUUGAGAAACAAGGUUCUGAGAGUUGUCCCCAAGAGACGAACCUUUCAGAAUUAACUGGGCUUAAUUCAGAACCCAUCCAUCUUGCAAGCAUGUUGGCCGCAUCAGAUAGUUACAAAGAAUUUGGAAGUUCUAGCUCAGUUUCUGGAUUACUAAGUGCUGUUGGCCCCACUGGCCAAUCUUCAUCUCACUCAACUUCAUCACCAGAUACACUCGUAGUCUCUAGCUCACCCACACAGGUACCUCUGGAGGAUUUAGGCACUGUUACUUGUUGUAGUAUGUCAAAUACUGGUAGUAAUUUAUGCCAAAACCCUAUCUCAGGAUCUCAAACCAUUUCUAGUCAAACCCAAAACUGCAAUACAACACAGAGUGAGGAGGAGGAGGAGGAGGAGGAGGAUGAUGCAGCUGGCCUGCUUCUCAAAUUGUCCAGUGCAAUCACACUGGAUAGUCCAUGCAGUAGUGGACAGUCAUUGGAACCAGUUGCUGAUGGUAGCCAUGAAAUUAACUCUACCACCCAUUUUGAAAUCCAUCCAAUUUGGGACUCAGCAUUAGGAGAGAAUAGUUCAUCAGUAAAAUCUGCCUUACAACUUGGCUGUGUGCCACCUCUGUCGUCACAGGAAAGCAGCCAGCUGUCAUUAGUGCCUGAUUUGGAAUCUGAUAGAGAUUUUUUUGUCUCAAAGAAGAGUGACAAUAUUUAUUUGCCUGAUCAUACUGUGACAAAACCAUGGUUAAGAAUGGUUGAUUCAUUUGAUGAUAUCAGGAAAGAUGUAGGUAACUUUUCACAAGCAAAAUCAGAUAAAUUACAGCACACAAAUGAAACUUCUCACUGUGCUGUGGCUGAAUGUCAUGCAUUUUUAGAAUCUGUAGCUGAAAAGAAUCCUUUUCCCUGUAAAGAACCCUCUACAGAGGUACCUCAAUCACUUGAGUUGUUAGUAAAGGAAACUACUCAAGUUCUUUCAGCACAAGAUGAUGGCUUUCCAGUUGUUGCUUUUCCUGAAAAGUCUUCCCAAGAGUGCCCAGUACCAUCAUCAGAACACCCUACUAUUCACAGCUCAGUGACAGUGAAAAACAAUUGUUGUGUGGAGGAGCAGGCUGAGGAUGACUCAAAUUUAGAAUUGGGUUCACUGAUAAAGGCUGUUUUUUUACCUGAAAAUGACAAUGUAUCAGCAUCUGAGAGGGUAGUUACCAAAGAUCAGGUUAGAACUAAACCUGUUAACAUAGAAAAUUUUGCAAUGACUUUGUGUAAGCUAAAUGAGGAAGCAAGAUCUUCUGUACCUUCCAGAGAAAAUGUGUGUAAUGAAUCCACUAAUGAUAAUCAUUCUUCUUUAUUAGAACUUGCCAAAGAAAAAUACUCUUCAUCUGAAGAAUUAUGUAGUGAUGAAGUGAGUCUGUCACAAGACUCCACUCCCCAAAUUUCUGAAUCACUAUCAGAACUAACUAAGAAGAGUAAACCUGUAGCAGCUGCCAUUGAAGAGAGUUGUCCUAUAACACUUCUAAACCUGAAAGACAGCACCCCACCCAAAGAAAUCCCUACAACUGAUACUGAUUUUUCUGCUGAGUCCACCUUAGAGGAGGCAGAUUUUUCAAAAGUGCCUAUCACAGAUGUGAAAAGUUCCUUAUCUAUAUCAAGUACUACAGAGAAUUCAGCUGUUUCUCCUAACCUUUUUUCCACAGUUGUGCCCUUAGCAAAGCAGGAUUCCAUAGACCAUUCUAGUUAUCAGAGUUCUUCUAAAGUAGAAUGGAACACCAGUGCGCCCCAUUCUCAAAUUUUCACUACCUCGGACAAAGUCUCUCCUCAUAUUGAGUCUACCUCUCCAGAUGUCCUCAGCUCAUUCAGGAAUGUUUCGGAAUACAGACGUCCAAAAAAUAAUUGUCAUCCCUCAGGUGGAGCAAGUGAAGACUUCGCUCAGUCUUUGUGUGAAGGUACCUCCUUGGGCACAGAGGCAAUCAUUCAAGACACAUUACAGGAGAAUGACUGUCAUAAUGUGGAUGAAACUGAUUAUGGCCUUCCCAGUAUUGCCAAGGCAGCCCUUGAGGUCAUCCGUCCACCAUUUGAGACUGUUAAUAAUAGCUACCAACCUGCUGAGGUCGUUAGAGAGACCAGCCAUCUAAUUUCUGCAUACACUUUUUCAGAAGAACAGGCAUCUCUUGCUGCUACAAUCGAGGACUGUCUGUUACCAGCUCAGGAUAAUGUUGAAGCCAGUCAGUUACAGGUUGCUGGUACUGAAGGUAGCUACCCACAAGCUGGGGUUGUAGUAGGUAGCCAUUCACCAGUUGUUGCUUCUGAAAUAAGUCGACAAACAACUGUUGACAUUAGGGUUAAUCAACCUCCAGUUACAGUUACUAUGGCCAGCAGCUAUCUACCAACUGAGGUUACUGAAGUUAAUCAUCAUUUAUCUGAUGUUUGUGCAGAUUUGCAUCCAUUGACUACAGUUACUGAUAUGAUCUACUCACCAGCUAAACAUACUGAGGUUAGCCAAGCACAAGCUACCACUACUGAAGUUAACCUCCCACCAGUUGAUACUGAAGUUGGUGAGUCACCUGCUACUUCACUUGAAAUUAGUUACCAACAUUCUUCUGCCAGUGACGUCAGCCACACUACUGAUACCACAAGUGAGGCCAGCUGCCCAAGUAGAGUUGGUAAUGAAAUCAGCUACCUACCCUCUCUGUUUUGUGAGACCACAGACACACACACUGCAGCUACACAAGUAGACCUCCCCAAAAGUUCUCUUGAAGUUAGCAGCCAACAGGUUACCACUGAAACAUUCAAUAGCCCAUACAGUAAUGCUGCUGAUACUGAAGUCUGCCACCCACCAGCUGACACCACUGAAGUCUGUCACCCACCAGCUGACACUAAUGAAGUCUGCCACCCACCAUCUGAGACCACUGAAGACUGCCACCCACCAUCUGAGACCACUGAAGACUGCCACCCACCAUCUGAGCCCACUGAAGACUGCCACCCACCAGCUGAGACCACUGAAGUCUGCCAUGCACCAGCUGAGACCACUGAAGUCUGCCACCCACCAACUGAGACCACUGAAGUCUGCCACCCACCAGCUGAGGCCGCUGAAGUCUGCCACCCACCAACUGAGACCACUGAAGUCUGCCACCCACCAGCUGAGACCACUGAAGUCUGCCACCCACCAGCUGAGACCACUGAAGUCUGCCACCCACCAACUGAGACCACUGAAGUCUGCCACCCACCAACUGAGACCACUGAAGUCUGCCACCCACCAGCUGAGGCCGCUGAAUUCUGCCACCCACCAACUGAGACCACUGAAGUCUGCCACCCACCAGCUGAGACCACUGAAGUCUGCCACCCACCAACUGAGACCACUGAAGUCUGCCAUGCACCAGCUGAGACCACUGAAGUCUGCCACCCACCAGCUGAGACCACUGAAGUCUGCCAUGCACCAGCUGAGACCACUGAAGUCUGCCACCCACCAGCUGAAACCACUGAAAUCUGCCACCCACCAACUGAGACCACUGAAGUCUGCCACCCACCAGCUGAGACCACUGAAGUCUGUCACCCACCAGCUGAAACCACUGAAGUCUGCCACCCACCAGCUGAGACCACUGAAGUCUGCCAUGCACCAGCUGAGACCACUGAAGUCUGCCACCCAUCAGCUGAAACCACUGAAGUCUGUCACCCACCAGCUGGGGUCACUGAAGUCAGCCACCCAUCAGCAGAGGUCACUGAAGUCAGCCACCCAUCAGCAGAGGUCACUGAAGUCAGCCACCCAUCAACAGAGGUCACUGAAAUUUGCCAUCCAUCAGCAAAGGUCACUGAAGUCAGCCACCCAUCAGCAGGUACUACUGAUUUCAGCCAUACAUCAGCUGAAGCUAUUGAAGUCAGCCAUACAAUUGAGGCUACUGAAGUCAGCCAUACAGCAGCUGAGGCUUCUAAAGUCAGCCAGCCAUCAGCUGAAACUAUUGAAAUCAGGCAUCUAUCAGCUGAGGUCACUGAAAUCAGUCAUCUAUCAGCCGAGGCUACUCAAGUCAGCCAUCUAUCAGCUGAGGCUACUCAAGUCAGCCAGCCAUCAGCUGAAGCUACUGAAGUCAGAUAUCUAUCAGCUGAGGCUACUGAAGUCAGCCAGCCAUCAGCUGAAGCUAUUGAAGUCAGCCAGCCAUCAGCUGAAACUAUUGAAGUCAACCAGCCAUCAACUGAAGCUAUUGAAGUCAGCCAGCCAUCAGCUGAAGCUACUGAAUUCAGGCAUCCAUCGGCUGAGGCUACUGAAGUCAACCAUCCAUUAGCUGAACCUACUGAUGUCAGCCACUCAUCAAUUGAGAACACUGAUGUCAGUCACCCAUCAGUUGAGAACACUGAUGUCAGUCACCCAUCAGUUGAGAACACUGAUGUCAGUCACCCAUCAGUUGAGAACACUAAUGUCAGUCACCCAUCAGUUGAGAACACUGAUGUCAGUCACCCAUCAGUUGAGAACACUGAUGUCAGUCACCCAUCAGUUGAGAACACUGUUGUCGGUCACCCAUCAACUGAGAUCUCUGAAGUUAGUCACCUGUCUGCCAAAACCACUGAAGUCAGCCACCUAACACAUUGUACCACUUCUGAAUGCAGCCUUCCUCAUUUUAAUAUUGCAUAUAAGGCCUUACACCAGGCAGUGGAUGAGAGUACCGAGGUGAUUCCUCCUGUACCUGAUGUCACACAAGCUCUCACCCAUCCAGUGGUUGAUGUCACAGUUGGAGGCAGUAUUUGCCACCCACAACACCCAGCCCAGGAUGUAGACCACAGCUGGCCACCACUAGACACACCUGAAGAAAGACUGCAACAAUCUGAAAUCAGGGAAACAAGUGUAGUCAGUCAUCCACCAGACAGGGCUGUUUCUGAAGUUGACCGUGUACAGGCUGAAUCCAUGCCAGGAGAUGGUAUUGAAAUUCACCAUCCAGUUGCUGAAGUAAAACGUCAAAAUGCUUUCCCUGCUGAAAUUAAACUAGCUGCAGAAGCUUCUCCUGAAAUCAAACAACCAGUAGCUGAAGUCACUACUGAAGUCAGUCAUCUGAUAACUGAAGGCUUUCCAGAUGACAGAUGCCCAAUAGCUGAAGACAGUUAUCCAGUAGCUGAAAUUACUACUGAAGUCGUGCAUACAACUGGUGAAGCCACUGCUGAAUUAAGUCAUCCUUUACCUGAAAUCUCAACUGGAGUCAGCUGCACAUCAUCUGAAACCCUUCCUGAAGUCACUCAAAAGGUUAAAGCUAACACUGAAGUUAUUCAUCCAGCAAUUGAAGCCAUUUCUGAAUUCAGCUAUCCAAUGGUUGAAGCCAGUUCUGAAGUCAGCUAUCCAUCAGUUGAAGGCAGCUAUCCAAUGGUUGAAGCCAGUCCUGAAGUCAGCCAUCCAGUGGUUAAAGCCAGUUCUGAAGUCAGCCAUUCAGUGGUUGAAGCCAGUUCCAAAGGUAGCCAUCCAGUAGUUGAAACCAGUUCAGAAGUCAGACACCAAACAGUUGAAGCCAGUCCUGAAAUUGGCUAUCCAACAGUUGAAGACAGUGAAACCACCAACCAAACAUCUGAAACAAGUACUUCUGUUAGUGACUCAACAGGUGAAGACAAAACAGAAGUCAACCACUCAUCUGUGUCAGCUAAUCCUGAAGUCAGACACCUCCCCAUUGAAGGCACUGUUGAAGGAAUUCAAACACUAGGUGAAACAACAAGUGACACCAUCCUUAUGCUUGAUAACACCAUGGCAGAAGGAAGUCUCCUGCAUGCUGAAACCUAUGGAGAAAUCAGCCGGCAACUCCUUGAAACCACUUUGGAAACCAGCCACCCACCUAUUAAUGUCAUUGAGCAGGACAGUCAAAAACUCCCUCAAAUUACCACUGAAGCGGGUCACCAGCCUGUUGGAGCCACUGCAUCUUCACUUAACUGUCUUGAUGGUGUAGAGGCAAUUUCCUUGACAGACCUAUCCACCAAUGUUAAUGUCCAGCCAGAAAUUAGUCAGAGCCAGGUGGGGCUGACAGCUGUUGAUGAAACAACAGAAAAACUUGUACAGCCACUUUAUGUGGAGGAGCAACAUUUGGAUGAAAAUGUACAUAGUGAUCCUAGUGGGGCUGUCGGCAAUCCUGUUUCUGCUGCAGAAAGUGACUCAAAACUGUGGAGUAUAAUAGAAAGUGGAGCUACCAAAUAUGACAACAUGGAAAAUAAGGAAGUACCUCCUAGAUUAAAGUCCUCUGACUCUGAAAUGAAUGAUCACACAACCCAAGGCACUUCACAUGUAGAGGAGACUCAUGACAUUGCAGGUGACAAAGAAAGUAAUGUGUUAUUGCAAUUAGCACCAGUGAAAGAAGAGGUGCAACAUUCAUUUGAAGACACAGUGAACUUUUCACAAAUGGAUGAUAUUAGUUCUGGAGUGUCAUCUUGUGUUGAUGACAUAUUGCCAGUCCUAACAGAUGUUGGUAUUGGAGGACGAACAGACGUGGCGGACCAUGUUUCACCUUCCAGUAUUGCUCCUGUUGGAGAAGAACAAGUUUUAACUGAUACACCAGAUGAUAAGAUUACAGUAGGAGAUUGUAACCCUCAGCAGUUGGUGGUUUUAGAGACAAAAUGCCCAUUAUGCAAUGAGACGCUGCAUGAAUCAUUAGAGAAACACCUCUCCAAAUAUCAUAUAUGCAACACAUUUGUGCCAGCAAAGGCAACUGGGGAAUAUCAGUUCCAUAUGCUAAAAAGAGUGAAAGAUGUUAAUGAACUAACUGAACCAUUGAGUACAGAUUCUUUGGAAGAUAAUUCAUACGUGUGUCGGUCGUGCCCUUUUGCAUCUCAGGACAUCAAUGCUGUGAGAUUUCAUUUAAAUACUCAUGAAGAUGUGUAUCAAGUAAGACCGGGUUAUGAAUCGUGUGAAUGUAAUGAAAAAAAAUAUUCAUAUCCUUUCCACAAAUGGAAAACAUUAAUACAUAAUAGCAGUUAUCAUUGUUUUAAAUGCAAUUAUUACUUUGCAUGUGAGAAAGGAUUUUCCAAUCACUUACAAGCUAUGCACUUUAUACAAAAUUGUUGUAGUAUAUGUAAAGAGGAAGUGCCAUGUGAAAGCAUGAUUCCUCAUUUUGGUUAUCACAAAACUGAGGAGAAAACUUCUUCAGCUGGAGAAGCUUUAGACCUGCAAAAUCCUUCCAUUGUGACACGAUCUUCAGGAGGGAAUUUUGGCAUAUCUUGGAAUAUAUAUGACAAUUGCAUUAACUUUUUGGAUGGUAAAAAUUUUCACUUGAAUACUGCUUCUACAGUGUGUGACACAAACCUUGACCGUAGCUACCUGAAACUUCCUCUAAAAAAUGUAAUGGAAGAAGCAGUAGUACCUGAUGAGGCAAAAAUUGAUCCUGGAAAGGAUAUUGUCAAAUAUAUGAGGGGGAAAAAGAAUAUAAAGCCAUGUUUUGAUGAUGAUAAUGAUGAAAUUAUAAAGAACUUUAGUUUUUUCAUACAAAUGGAACUUCAAAAGAAAAUGAAUAAGAAAGGACGCAAAGGGAACAGUAGCAAUCCUCGAGCUAAACGAGAAGACAAUCUGUUUGAUGUCUUGGGCAUUUCUUCAUUAAGAUCAAAAGGAGUGCAAAAGAAAGAAGCUGUGAAUCCUUCUAGCAAGCAAAAUUCUUUGAAAAAAUUAAAAGGAAAAUCAGACGACGAGACUAAAAAAGAAAAGGAACCUGAAGACCCAGAGGUUCCCCAACAGUUGACCCGCACGAGGUCUGGUAUGCAGUCAGGUAGAUGGGACCAGGAGGAGAGAAUUGGAGAAGAAAAACCUGUGCCAGUUGAACCAAGUGUUGUAGUAGAUGGAGAGUGGUCCAAGGCUCACACAUACAUCUGCUGUUCUUGUGGUGCUGGUUAUUUGGAUCUAGCUGAUAUUAUGGACCAUAAGUGGGAAAUGCACCCAGCAGUGUGGUGUGCACAUACGAUGAUACAGGGACAAGGUGUUGUACCAGUUAGCUUCUGUAAGCAGUAUCGGCCUCCUACUAAUCAGCCCCACCACUUACCAUUACCUUGUUUUUCCAAGGACCAAACUGUAUCCAGCACAAUAAAUUCUGAUACAAAUGUCUCUGAGACAGCAGAGGUGAAGGAUCAAAAGACCUGUAGUACUUGUAAAAUGCAGUUCCAGGACACCAGUGUCUUUCAUGCCCAUUUAGUUGAAUGUGGUGGCCUCACUCUGUUGUCAACCUCUAAGAAGAAGAGCAAAAAGGGCUUCAGGUUUAAGAGACGUAAAGGCCAGGGGGUCCCCAACAACCGAUAUGGCAACAACUCCCAGCCCAGUACUCCCCUCAAGGCCAAGUCUGGCGACAGGUCAUCUGGCCUCAGCACCCCUCAAAAUGACCGGACAUCUACAACCUCCAUCCAUUCUUGUGGAGUGAAGAGGCGCCUGGAGCUGGCAGUGGGCUCUAUUGAUAACCUGGAGCUGAAGAACCGACUCAAGGCCAUAAUUACAGGAUCCCGAGGUUCCGGUAGUAACACGUUUAGACUUCCCGGUAGACGCACUGUGAGGAUGAAGCUGAGGAAAAAGGCAUUAGAGACCAGAAGACUGAGGAAGACUAGACAUAGUGAUAGAGUUAAAGAAAAUUUUAGUAUUAAAGAAGAAGAGAAAAGGGAGUAUAUGAAAAAUGUCGGUAAGAGUGAAAAAGACACUAAAAGUGAAGUCGAAGGAACUCAAAACAGUGAAGAAUUACAAGUAGGAAAAAAGAGUAGUGUAAAGAAAGUUAGUUUAGAUAGUGUUAAAGAAUCUAAAGCUAGUGGCACUACUGAUGAUGAGCCCACAGUUAAAGAGAAAUCUAAGAAAAAUGUUAAAAAAGUUGCUACAAGUGUAAGUGUUCAUGAAAAUAUAGCAGAGAGUGUGGUAAGCAAGCCAUAUGGUGUGCCUGUCUCAGGAGUUGAUAUUAUUGUUAGUGAUGUAAAGAGCAGCAAGAAAAAGACAAAGCAGGAAGAAGGUGAUAAACAAGGUUCUCACACUGGCAAGAAGUCACAGACAGAAAAGAAAAUUAAUGGAGUUAUCGACAAAAUAAAGAAAACCAAGAAGCAAAAAGAAAAUAUUAGCAACGAAACACAGCCUCAUAAAAAAAUUAGUGGAGUUAAAUUGAAGCAGCCACCAGCCAAGAAAGUGUGCAGUAAAGCUAUUAAGAAUGUCCCUUCUACAAAAGCUAUUGAAAAUUAUGCAAAGCAGAAUGGAAUCAAGUCCUCAGGACCAAUGGAAAAGGAGGGAAUGGUCAAGAAAGACAAAGCUGUUACGGGAAAACAGAGCAUUGGUAAAAAGAGCAUUGGAACAAAAAUCAAGUCGGUAUUAAGUAAAAAUAUUGGAAUGAUAGAGAAACCUGGGGAUAAAAAGCCUCCAAAGAAAGUGAGUGGUAAAACUAGAAAGUCCAUUGACUCAGAAUCUGGGCGUGAGGGGGAGAAUGUUGACCUGCAGGCACCUGGAGGCCUUCUUAAAAGUUUAGUGGUAGAAAAAAAGUCAAGGCCUAAGAAAAUUAAAGAUAUACCAGCACCAGUAGUUAAUCCAGGGUUGGACACAAAAGAGGCUGAGGUGGAGAAAAAGAAUUUAGAGGCAAUGAAAAGCACAGAGGUUCAUCAGUUUAUAAAAACUGAAGUGGACCUAUUUGAAGAUGAAACACUAAGUCUUCCCCAAGGAACAAAGUCUAACAUACAAGAAGUUCCUGAAGUUAAGGAGAUGGAAAUAAAAGAAAUGGUGGUUAGUCAGUUACCAAAGACAAGGAAACAAGUUUAUUAUUCCUCUAGUGAAGACAGUGAGGAUUCUGAUGACUCUGAGCCCGAAGUGAUUCGGAAUUUCCGGAGUGGAAGGCGUUGUGGGGGAAGGAUGGGACUAAGGAACAAGAGAAUUCCAAUAAAUACUCGCUACUCAUUCCGUACUUGCUUUUCUUCAGGCAAAAAAGAGGAUGACAACUCUGAUUUAGAUGACGUAGAUGAUAUAAAGCAAAAAAAAGUAGAUUACUUGGAGAAGGAAGAAGAAGAGUUUUCAGAAGAGUUACCAAUCACAUCAAAAAGAAAAAGAAAAGUUGCCAACUAUGAGAAUCAAGAUGACUAUACAUAUGUUCCCUUUGAGAGUUCAUCUGAAACCGAGGAUGAUGUGUCUGAGAAGGAGGUGGAUAGCAUUGUAGAAAGAGUUCCUUGGUCUCCCAGGAAAAAGAGAAAAGGCACAAGAAGCAACACCAGAGAGAGUAGUACUCCUCUGACAGAUACACUAUACAGUGAAGACAGUUGUUCAGAAGAGAAGCUGGAGGAGGAGGUGGAACUUGAAGACCCUGGUAAUGAUAAAGAGACAAAUGUGCCCUUUUUGUCUGUCCCAAGUAGUGAUACUAUAGACAAUGAAGUAAAAAUUACAAAGGGAAAAAACAAUGACAACAUGAUGAAUACUGAUAGUGAAAAUGUUGAGGGGAAAGAAGACAGCAUUGAAAGUGAAGUAAAAUUACCAAAGAUGAAAGAAAAUAUGAAGUCUUUGAAUAUUUCUAGUGUUAACCUUGAGGGGAAAGAAGACAAAACUGUGAACAAAGUGUCAAAGAAAAAGAAAAGUGCGACUUUACCUGAUCAGUUGUCUUCUAGUACUACUGUACUGGAAGAAGAACCAGGUAUUGUUGGGAAACUUCAGAAGAAAAAGAAAGGUGUUAAGCAGGUGCAACCAAAAGUGUAUGUUGAAAAGGCUAAGGAAGAGUGUCAAGAAAUGAUUGCAAAAUCUCUAGUUAAAGAUGAAAUUGUGACUCAAAUGCUUCUAGGAGUUGAAGAAUCUGUUCAGAAGCAGAAGUGUGUUACCUUACAGAAUACUUCCAGUGUGGCUCUGCAAACAGAUGGUUAUCUCCAUACAGAGAAAAUACAAAAGAAAAGGACUGUAAAAUCGCAAGAGGGUUAUAGUGAAGCACUGCAGACUAGUGUACAAGUAACAUCAGUACCAGGGCUGCCAAGUAAUUCACAAGUAAUGGCUCUUCCAGUCUCUAAGAAAAAGAACAUGACGUUAAAUACAAUGUUAGCUCCAGCGGGUGAGGAGUCUACCCUUGAAGUUGAAAAUAUUGUUGGGAAAGUGACAAAGAAAAAGAAACCACCAAAGUCUCACUCAUCAGCUAAUGCCAUUCUUCAACACCCACUUGAUGACCUCAAAGGAAAAAUGGUUGAAGAUAGCUCAGUGACUUUACCUUCAACAGCAAAAAGAAAAAAGAAAAAGAAAAUUAUUCCUGCAGUUUUGGAUUCUUUCAGUCAGGACACAAAUAAUGUUAAGAAUCUUUCACUAAAUAUAACUGAUGAUGAUGAUGAUGAAGAUGAUCUUCCACUCUCCGCUCUUGCUCUACAAAGCAAUAAUAAGAAAAAAGCAGCAUCAAACACAAGGAAAAGCAACAAAGGUUCAACACGAGAUGUUGGACUACAAAAAUUAAAGAAACCCUUACUGAAGGGGAAAACAGUUUUAACAGCAAAAAAUCAAGAUUCGUUGAUAAAGGAAUCAGUUGGUCAUGAUUCUGAAUCUUCAAGUUUUGAAGGGUUUGUCCCACUGCCUGCUAAGAAGACUGGUAGAAGUAAAACAACAGUUAAAAAACCAAGGAAGAAAUUAGAUCUGAUGAAAUCAAUAAUAGAAAUGAAUACAGGUAGCACUGCUAGUGAAUCAGAAUUGUCAGAUGUACCUAAACCACCGAAGAAGCUGAAAAAAAUACCCUUAACCACCUCUGACAAAGAUACUGAAAAGGAUGUAAGUAUGCCAAGUUUAAUUAAAGUUUCAAAAGUAAAAGGUAUAGACCAUGAAAAUUGUCACUUGAAUCAUCAGCCCAAAGAGAAAGGAACAACCCAGAAGAGAAUAAGAGCCAAACAAGUGCUGAAACCUUCUCUCCAACAAAACCAUGAUAGUUCAGAGGGUAAGACAAAAGUGGCUAAGUCCUCUAAAACAACUGCCAAUUCUUUAAUACCUAACACAAUGCCAGUUUUAGAACCAAUGAAUAUUUUUAAGCCAGAUAUAGGAGGCACCUCAGAUCUUCCUGAGAGUGAUAUUAAUGGUGAAGGAGGUGUGACCCUCUCCCAGCAAGUGCCUGCUAAGAUCAAGCGACGUCGAUCAUCAGUCGAGAAAAUAAAAGACAUUCCCACCAGGUCAUCUGUGCUAGUGCAGCUGCAAGAAACUCAGUCUCCACCAGAGUUAAGAUUAAUGACUGAUGAAGUCCAAGGUGAGGAUGUUGGUAUAUCAUCACUGAAUACCGAACAACAGUUGCCUCCUUCAAAAGGUAGACCCAAGAAGCCUCCACAGCCAAGAAAGAGGAGAAUUAAGUCAACGCAAGAAAUCUUGUUGAAAACUAAAUCAUUUGGCAUGCCAGAUCCACCACCAGAAGUUAUUGCUGCAAGUGAAGUAAAAGAAUUGAGAGUCAGUGCAUCACAAAAGAAGCCAGAAAAAAGAAAAAGAGCGGCAUCAACAUCCGGAGUGCCAUCCAAAGACGUACAUGAGUUGGCCAAUCCAGUAAAAAACGUUGGUCAACCACUUGUUAAUCUUAGUAACCCGCCAAAAAAGAAUUGUGAAAGUAAUAAAAGAAAGAAAAGUGGAAGUAAUAACAAAAUGGAAAUUAAUGAACUUAUGUGUAUUGAUUGUGGAUUAAGGUUUGGGUCUGUUGCCUCACUAGAAGAUCACCAGCAGGAUUGUGUUACUAUUGCCUUUGAGAUGAGUCUUAUGGAAGCAGAAGACCAUCUUUUUGAGUGUCCACACUGCCAUUUAACUUUUGCCCUGAAAGGUACCCAGCGAAAACACACAACUUCAUGCCGUUUGGUCAAGUAUAAGCGAGCAUCAAAUCGACAGGAUAGCCGAUCACUAAAGAAAGCAAGUAGAAAUUCAGUUCCUCUUGAUACUCGCCUUCCUGAGAAAGUGGUUGAUAGCAGUGAUAUAAUAUUAAUUGCCGAAACACCUCCACGCAAGGCUGUUGUGACAGGUCGUAGAAGUAGCAAGGAAAAUGUUGCCGGUGAUGAAGACGUGGCCUCUACUUCCCCACUAAAGGAUGGUGGUGUGACAUCAUUUUCAGAUCAUACUGAGAAAAUUGAUGCAGAUUUGAGUGAAAGUAAAUUGAAAGAAAAUGUAAAAAAUGUUGGUAAUAUACAAAAAGUAGUGCCUAUAACUGCAAGAGGUAGUCCAAGAACCAAAAAAGAAUCUCAGGUCAAUGGGAGGUUAGUGAAUGGUGAAUUAUUUGAUUUUCCUCCUGCAAAAGUUGAUGUUAAUCAGCGGUGUUCCAUUUGUGAAUACGAAGUUACUGAUCAAGAUACGUCAAAAAAACAUCACUUAUUGCAACAGUUUGCUCACCGCUGCCAGCAGCAGGCAGUGCUUGAGGUGUGUGCAUUGGUCACUUACUACAACCUAGGUAUUGAAUCGGUUAGGUCAUUGGUAUCGUCUGCAACUAUGUAUCAAGGGUCAACCAUACUCCACCUCGAUGCAAAACAACAGGAAUCCAUUAAUGCUAGUCCCAUCUCAACAAAUUCCUCCAGCAGUAGUGCCAUAAAGCUACAAGAGAUUUUAGCUUCCCCACACUGCACAAGGAUGUCAUCUGUUUUGGAGACAAUAGCCAAACAUCAUCAGACCACAGAAAGUAUUAGCAUUAGUGGCACCCGUCAAGAAGCCUUAAAAGCAGUCUCAGCAUUGGAGGAGAUACUGAAAGAAAUGUCUGAAGUUGAUAGUGCCAUUAGGAAGAAUUAUAUGCUCAAGUCUAUGAGAGAAACUUUUGAAGCAGGGAUUUUAAACUGAAUGAUCAUAAAGAUGAGAUAACUGAUAGUCAGUAUAAAGGUUGUGACUGGUUAAUAAUUAUUUUAUUUCAUUACAUGCAAUAAUAUUGACAGGCUGUAAGUGGGUGAAUGGUGGCACCAUACAGCAAGUCGUGGGCAUUUUUGUGAAUAUCACAAUAUAGGUUUAUUUUUCAAAGGACCAGUACUGUACAUUGUAUGUGAUGGAAGAGAAUUAAAAUUGUAAAUUACUUGUUAUUGUGAAUGUUACAUUUCACAAUAAUUCUCAUAAAACUCUGGGCAGUAUCUUUGAGUUAGGAGUUUCCAGUUUGUAUCUACAGUUUAGUUGAAUUUGAAGAAAAAUCAAAAUAUUUAUUGUAGACUGACCUAAAGUUGUAUAAUAUAUUAGUGUGUAUAUUUGUUAUUGUUAGUCUAGAAUGAAUAAUUGAGAUUUAAAUCUUUCUGGGAACAUAAAUGACAUAAAAUAGGGUUCUAGAAAAUUAGGGACUGGGCUCAAGUUGCUCAUACUGGCUCUUGCACUAAGUUUCAUUUGUUAAUUUUGUAGAAAACUUAUUCUUUCUAUUUAUUCAUAUUAUUUAUAAUGAUUGAUUUUACAACAGUUGAAUUUCAAAGGGAAUUUUGCCUAAGUUCUGUUCACAGAAUUUUGCAAAUGUUAGCAAACAGUUCCCAAUACACCCCUAGGAAUUCUCGAGUUAGUAAUUUUGUGUGUUAUUUGUGGUUGCUCUCUGCUUGGAGGUAAUGUCCUGUAUGCAGUAUUGCAUUAUAGUUCUAUAGUGAAAUGUGGCAUCCUCACAAAUGUGCAUAUUAAGGAUUUGUGAACUAUGUAAUUUUGGAUCCAGUAAUAUGGAUAUAUUUCUAUCAAAACCUGCUUAGAUGUAGAAAUUUGUUAUUGUAGGAAUUAUUUUAGAUAUUGUAUCUAAAUGUCUCUUGAUCUCAAAACAAGUCAGAUUUAACCUGUACAGUGAGUUUGAGGAGAUUCCUGGAAGCACAGCCCCGACACUGACGACACUUCUGUGCUCUCGGGAAAGUCUUAUAUUUUUUUGUGCAUGGAUACUGCAUUGUGGAGACACUUCACUCAUUUUUCUGCUUCAUAUGGACAACAGCAGCACAUAUUUACAGAUAAUCAUUAUAUAUAUAUUUUUUUGUUUCUUCGUCUUUCCUGUAUUUAGGCGUAAAUACCCAACACUUGUUGUUGGCUACUCUUUUCCGUCACUUAGUUAUAAGACUGUGCUGUGUGUAAGUUUGUCUUUUCAUAUUAUUUAUAAAAUACAUUUUUGUACUAAACAAUAAUAUAAGAAUAAAUGGAGAUGCAUGAA
Messenger RNA from Homarus americanus (American lobster), 17925 nucleotides. RefSeq lists its product as uncharacterized. The record is from RefSeq and is a predicted model, not a curated record. The transcript has 5 exons. NCBI's taxonomy places the organism in Eukaryota, Metazoa, Arthropoda, Malacostraca, Decapoda, Nephropidae. The coding region runs from base 444 to 16613 and encodes 5389 amino acids.